Messenger RNA from Ziziphus jujuba (common jujube), 1063 nucleotides. Its product is annotated as E3 ubiquitin-protein ligase MPSR1. The transcript has a single exon. The record is from RefSeq and is a predicted model, not a curated record. Gene Ontology annotation, molecular function: ubiquitin protein ligase activity; zinc ion binding. Gene Ontology annotation, biological process: protein ubiquitination. NCBI's taxonomy places the organism in Eukaryota, Viridiplantae, Streptophyta, Magnoliopsida, Rosales, Rhamnaceae. Gene Ontology annotation, cellular component: cytoplasm. The coding region runs from base 123 to 773 and encodes 216 amino acids.
UCUAGUUUCCUUUUAUCUGCUUUGCUACUUCUUCUUCUUACUCUCAUUCCGUUAAGUCUCUCUCUAUUCCAUUAAUUUCUCCUGUAAACUCUUUUUUGUUUUUUUGGGGUGUUGAUAAUCAUAUGGCGGGUGGAGAUUAUUACUUUGGAGCAUGGCCUUUGGAUCACAUAGAGACGGAAGAUGAAUCAUUGGCAUCCGCCAAGUUCAUGUUCCUUAUCCAGGCCUCCUAUAAUCAAGAAGAUGAUGAUCUCAUUCUUCACCAACAUGAGUGUGUGGAAUAUGAUGUGGUGAUGCAUGAUGAUGAAAGGUCCAAGGUUGCCAUUCACCACAUUCUUUCAAACAUUGGAGUCCCGGUUCUGCCUUCUAUGGUGCAAAGGGUUUUGGAUGUUGCUCAUUCCAUGUCCUCCAAUAGACACUUCGCCGGUCGAAAAGUUCUCAGAAUACUUGUCGAUGUUCGUGUUUUGUCUGAUGACGAUGAUGAUUAUGAUGAUGAUGAUGAUGUGGUGGAACUGGAAUUGGGCGGUGAAGAUGAUUGGGAGCCUAAGUUUGAGCCAGCCAGUAAAGUUUCCAUCGAAGAGUUGGAGAGGAUCAAGGUUGAAGGUUCUUUAAAAGAAGAAGUUGGAUGUUGCUCCGUUUGCUUUGAUGAUUUUGAAAAUGGGUGUGAAGCUACUCGAAUGCCUUGCUUGCAUCUCUUUCAUGGAGAUUGUAUUGUCAAGUGGCUCCAAACCAGCAAAUUAUGUCCCUUGUGUAGGUUUCAGAUGCCAUCUUUAUGAUGAGUUUUAAUACACGUAUAGUAUGUGCAUACAGAAGAAAGGAAGAAAAAGUUUUGGCGUAGAGUGUAUAUGCUUUUAUUGUUUUGUGUAUACAAUGAGCAAAUUUAUCUGAUUUCACCAACCCACUCUCUGUUUUUACACUUUUCUCUGUUCUUGGACCAAAUGAUGUAUUUGUUUAUAAUCUUUAUCAUUUAGUCUUUGAUAAAGGAAUUCACAUAUAGUUAUUUGCUUGGUUUCAUUUUAAUCUUCGGUAUUUUCUCAGUAUAAUACAAAAGUCAUAUAGAUUUAAU